Molecule: messenger RNA, 947 nt
Organism: Cyprinus carpio (common carp)
Lineage: Eukaryota; Metazoa; Chordata; Actinopteri; Cypriniformes; Cyprinidae
Product: gastrula zinc finger protein XlCGF49.1-like
Exons: 2
Coding region: 1-756 (251 amino acids)
Cellular component (GO): nucleus
Source: RefSeq, a predicted model, not a curated record
AUGGAGUUUCUCAAAGACGAGAAAGAAGCCGCGAUCGAUGCAGAAACACACGGAGAGAAAGACACUGACGAGCAGAGAGACCUGAUGGAAGUGGAAGAGGAAACUGAAGAACAGAGUGAACUUGAAGAUGAAAGUGAAGAACUGAGUGAUGAUAAGAACAAAAGAACUCAGAGAACUGGAGCUAGAAAGUCGUGCACCUGCCAUCAGUGUGGAAAGAGUUUCACAUGUAAGGGAAGCCUGAAGGAUCACAUGAGAAUUCACACUGGAGAGAGACCUUUCACAUGCAAGUACUGUGGAAAGGGCUUUAAACAAAGAGCAAGCCUUACAGAACACAUAAGAAUCCACACUGGAGAGAAGCCGUUCAAGUGCACUAAGUGUGAGAAAUGUUUUCGACAAAAAGGAGGCCUUUCAGGGCACAUGAGAAUUCACAAUCAAGAGAAGCCUUUUACAUGCCAGCAGUGCGGGAAAACUUUUGCAGUCAGCGGAAACUUACAGCUUCACUUAAAAACUCACUCUAAUAUGAAGGCAUUCAUCUGUCCUCAGUGUGGAAAAGGUUUUAAAUCGGCAGGAGGCCUGAAAAGGCAUGAGAUCGUUCACAGUCAAGUGAAGCCGUAUCACUGCGCUCCAUGCGGGAGAAGUUUCAGCGAAAUGACUGAACUUAGAAGACAUUUAAAGUCCUUCAUACAUAAUAAAUACCUGCCGCUAGAGAGAUUCAUGCCCCAGAGUGGCUCCUCACCUCAUGGUUUGCCCUCAUAAGUGAAUAUGCCAUUCACUAAAACAAACUUCCUGCAGUAAAGAUCCAGCUCUUUUGACAAAGUCUGUAGAAGGGGGAUGAAUGUAUUAAACACAUAAUUAAAACAUGUCUAUUGCAGUAAAUAGAUGGUUUAAAAUUCAGGCGUAACAACAUUUUUAAAUGAAUAAAAUUACUUGUGUAUGUUACCAUUCAA